CGCCACCCUCGACGACCGAACCAUGUCCGAUAACGAGGCCCCGGCGAUGUCCGCCCCUGAACCCGUCGCCGCUCCCGCGCCCGCUCCCGCGGCCCCCGUGAGCGCGGCCCCCGUUUUCGACAACGCCAAGGUGGACGAGCUCAAGCUCCAGGCCACCGACAAGGUCCAGGAGCUCUACAAGAAGGGCAAGGACAAGCUCGACCAGUACGUCCGCUUCGGAGGCAACCCCAAGGUUGACCUCGAGCUCCGCAAGCACCUCGACAUCCGCAUUCCCAUGGCGCCCUCCAUCCGCGUCACCGUGGGCACCGACGCGUGCCUCCAGCCCCAGGGCGACAGCAACAAGUACGAGUUUGUCUACGAGCCCAAUUUCAACUGGGGCAUCACCGAGACCUGGUUCAACGGCCAGAUCGAGGUCAACACCGCGGACAAGCAGAUCAAGUACGCCAAGACCUUCGACCUCGACGCCAUCGCGCUCAAGGUGAACGGCGUGUUCGACUACGACAAAAACGUCCCUUACGUCGGCUUCAAGGUGCUGACCAAACCGGGGGUGAGCUCGGCGGCUGGCGACAGCAGCGGGUUCAGCGUGUGCAAGACGAUCAGCCAGAACAUCGGCCCACUCACGCUCUCCGCCGACAUCGCGUCCUCCGUGGCGCUCGGCGAGCAGACGUACAACCCCAGCAAGAAGUCGAUGGAGUCCUCCCCGGCGCAGGUCGAGUUCAACGCCGUCAAGCUCAUCCUGGAGGCGUAAAUCCAAACGCGCAAACGUCCUCGCGAUGCACGCGCGCGACGGUUGACUGGGUCGCGCGGACCGCACCGCCGCGCGCGGGUCGACGGGGACGCGUAUUUAUACACACGCGCGAUAGUCCACGCUAGAUCGUCUGUAAAUAGCAUCGCCGAGCCGAGAGUGCGACGUC
Messenger RNA from Micromonas commoda, 914 nucleotides. RefSeq lists its product with no specific name. NCBI's taxonomy places the organism in Eukaryota, Viridiplantae, Chlorophyta, Mamiellophyceae, Mamiellales, Mamiellaceae. The record is from RefSeq and is a predicted model, not a curated record. The coding region runs from base 23 to 748 and encodes 241 amino acids. The transcript is spliced from 3 exons.